CAUAACUAUGCUUUCAAAACAAAACAAACCAACAACACAAAUUUCAUUUUUCACCCUCUACAAGAAGAAACGGAGCAAAAAAGAAAACAACAGAACCAUGCUUGAUCCAACAAGAAAACACCACCAACCCAAGAAUUCUUUUGAUUUGUACGAUGAAACCAGACAUGAAACAUGGGAAGCCACGAAUUCUAAUAAUCUCUGGCCUUCAACGCAACAACCUCAAUUGGAUGAUGAACAACCUAGAUGGAGUAUGAAUUCUCCACAUUACAGAAGCCUUUCCCCUGUUUCAAGAACAGAGGCCAUAGUGAGAGGACAAAAAGAACUCAUGGAAAUGGUUCGGAACAUGCCUGAAUACAACUAUGAACUUUCAUUGAAGGAUCUUGUGGAACACCACCACAGGACCAGAGAAGAAAAUACAGAGGAGGAGGAGGAGGAUAAGGUGAAGAAGAAUUCUAGUGUCAAGAAGAUUGAUGAUAAGAAGGUACAUGUGAAGAAAAAUGAUGGGAAAAUUGAUCGUGAUCGAGGUUUCUACCUGAAAGUAGGGUUACCUUUUUUUUCUUUGGGAUCUAAGGAUAAAAAGAAGAAGAAAAAGGAGUCAAAAGUUUCACCAAGACCAUCAAUUUCUGAUGUACCAGUAAAAGGUGCUGCUGAUAAGGAAAAGGAGUGGUGGAAAAAGACUCCUUCACCUUCUGUUUAUAAAGAGAGUGACGACACUAGUGCAGCAUCCAGUAGCAACAGUAAUGGAAGCAUGAAAAGCUCUAUUAGCAGUAGCAGUAGAAGCAAUAGCAGCAGCAGAAGCAGAAGACUAAGAAGCAAUAGCAUCAGGCGUGAGAAUGGUGGAGGUCGGUGCUGGUCUUUGUUUCGCAAACCAAAAAUCCAAAUAAAAAAGUAAAAGAUAAUCGAUGCCUUUGAUGAAACAAAGUACUAUGUGAUUUCAUCAUAGUCAUGGCACUUGCAAGCUUUAUUUUCACAUAAACUCUGCUACAAGCCAUCUGAGAACAACUUUUUUUUAAGCAGUCUGAGAACUACUUGUUUCAUUGUAACUUCCAUUGAAUUCGACAAGUUUGCUUCUGGAGUUACUGAAAAAUGUGUAAGGAUUAAGCUUGUACAAAUAUCAUCAUGUUUAAUGGCAGGGCAUGAGAGGUUCUAUGCCAAUCCCAACUUUGUAGUUUUUGACAUAUAUUUCUUUAUAUGUUUAUUUGAAGGUCCUAACAAAAUAAAUUAUAGUUUUGCUGGAUAUAAAAGGCGGUGUAAAUUGUAAUUUUUUUUUUUAUUCCUGUAAUAUAAUGUGUCAUGCUCUCGCAACACUACAACUUUGCUUCCUCA
Medicago truncatula (barrel medic) is the source of this 1326-nucleotide messenger RNA. RefSeq lists its product as uncharacterized. The coding region runs from base 8 to 892 and encodes 294 amino acids. The transcript has 2 exons. NCBI's taxonomy places the organism in Eukaryota, Viridiplantae, Streptophyta, Magnoliopsida, Fabales, Fabaceae. The record is from RefSeq and is a predicted model, not a curated record.